GAAAAAAAAGAGAGGUUAUUCUCCCCAGGGCUUACACCAACGGGAGAACUUCCCCGUCUUCCGGUACACCUACUAUAGCUACAGGCCAAGUACCCACAGUACUACUAGGAGGGACGACGUGCUCACCACCCUGGCCACAAGCGCAACGAACAACCCCCACGUGCUGAGGGUGCCAUCCGGAGAGUACAUCAAGACAGGACAAGCAUAACCUUCAUCACCGAAAGAGAGAGAGAGAGACCAUGAGGCAGCGUAUCACCUUCCUGCACAGGCCGCAGGACGCCGUCGACCCAUCGACCUUCAAGGUCCUCGACAGCAGCCUGACGGGCCCAGUCUUGCCCGCAGUGAGGGAGGAUCGUGUCACCCUGGCCCUGGACGAGCUGCCGGACGCGCUGCGUCAGGUCCUGCAGAGCUCUCAUGAGCUUCACGUGCGAUGGGUUAGCCCACACCCCUACGAUACCGUGAGCCCGCUCUUCUCGCGCCUCUCGCCCGGGUUCCACCUGUUCUACACGCCUCAGCCAGAAUCCCUGGCCCAGGACGAUGGUCGACUCUGCAAGACGCUGCAGGAGGUCUUUGGUCAGGGCCUGGACUGCAACUCAGCCCAGACCUCCUUCACAACACUCCCAAACGACCGCUUCUCCCACGCCACGGCCUACCAGUACUACUCGCCCCUGGAGUCUCUUAGGCCGCUCAUAGCCUACGCCCACAGUACACUCUGCCCACCGCCAUCAGCCACCACCCCGGAAGGUUCCUCCUGCGCCUCCCGCGUGGACCGUCUCAGCACUGCCAGCAGCCUUGAUGUCUCGUGGGACACCAUCAGCCACGCUCUCAAGGUCACUGCCCAGUGGACCUACCAGGACGAGCCCCUCAUUGUGACCUCGCCCCUCGAUGCGAAUAAUCAUCGCGUCGAGGUUGGCGUGCUGGCCUCGGACCCUACCCAGCACGGUGUCGAGCCCCACGAGAUCGGCCUGGCCGGCGUGCUGACGGUCCUGGGCCAGGAUAAGAAACCCUCGCCCACGGUCUUCAAGUUCCCUGCCCGUCACCGUCGCGCUGAGGGCGGUGCCUUCACCGCCAGCUUCUUGGAGCCUACAGGCCUGCACCCGUCGCUGCAGCUCCGGCUCAACAGCGCUGCCAUCCGGCCCCCGCCUGGCGCUGCCGACGGCGCCUGUGCACUCCACACCCACCUGACCCUUCCGCGCGCCGUCUUCGCGGACAAGUACCAGCUCUCAGACCCCCUCUUUCUCGCAAGCAAGAACCUCAGCGCCCUGCGCUACACCUCCCAGCCCGUCGACCUCGAGGCACCCGACUACGUCAUGAAGCUGUGGGGGUCCGCCGCGCUGCUCGAGCUCUCCCUUCCUCCUCCUCCGGAGCUAGAGGCAGAGCUAGGCCUCGACGCGUGGACGGCUGAGGUACCCCUUCACCUCCGCUAUCUGGCCCCUGCGCCUGGUGGGUACAGAGACGUCGAGGUGCCCUACCCGGCCGUCUUCUGGGCUUGCACCACCGAGGAAGGGACCAAGUUUCCGUCGAGCCCAUUCGAGCGCGUCAAUCUGGGGUAUGACGGGCUAUUUGGCCCGCGUACCGUAUUCUGGCACGUCGACCCGCAGCCUGUUGCAGGAGCGGAAGGAGGAGAUGCUCGGCUAACGAGUGGCCUCCGGGUGCCCGUCCUAGACGUGGACAGGGCCGGAUGGGUCGGCAUAGGGACGACGGUUGUCGUGGCCCUUGGAUUCGGGUGGAUCGUGUGGAAGCUUGUCCAGCUGUACCUCAAGACGGGUUACGGACCUGCCCAGCAAAUGGAGGGGUUGGUGAGGAAGAAGAAGGAGCAAUAGUUGUGGUAGUAAGGCACGUGCGAGAUAGUAUGUGAGAGUCUUGAUGAUGAUGAUGACGAUGGUGAUGAGAGAUUGCGCCAUCUCUCUUCUAUAUAUAUAGGCUCAUCCAUCAUGUCUUGCCUAGAUCCUCCUCUAGAGCUAAAGCAGAACAACGCUCACCG
Cryphonectria parasitica EP155 is the source of this 1984-nucleotide messenger RNA. Its product is annotated as PIG-X-domain-containing protein. The record is from RefSeq and is a predicted model, not a curated record. The transcript has 2 exons. Bases 240 to 1823 code for a protein of 527 amino acids. Gene Ontology annotation, cellular component: endoplasmic reticulum membrane; glycosylphosphatidylinositol-mannosyltransferase I complex. Gene Ontology annotation, biological process: protein processing; GPI anchor biosynthetic process. Gene Ontology annotation, molecular function: mannosyltransferase activity. NCBI's taxonomy places the organism in Eukaryota, Fungi, Ascomycota, Sordariomycetes, Diaporthales, Cryphonectriaceae.